Molecule: messenger RNA, 1179 nt
Organism: Akanthomyces muscarius
Lineage: Eukaryota; Fungi; Ascomycota; Sordariomycetes; Hypocreales; Cordycipitaceae
Exons: 1
Coding region: 1-1179 (392 amino acids)
Molecular function (GO): protein binding
Source: RefSeq, a predicted model, not a curated record
AUGGAGCUCCUCAAGUUCCCCAACGAAGUGGUGCUCUGCAUCGCCCACGCCCUCGACAACGCAGACAUCAACAGGCUGCUGCGUACCUGCAAGCGCUUCCACAGCCUUCUGGAUCCGUACCUCUACCAGCGUGUCUCGCGCGAGCCCAUGUCUGGCAUCUUUCUCUGGGCGUGCAGCCCCCGCCCAGGGGAGUGCCACACGCGGCGCAUGUGCACGGUGAGCAAAUGCAUCACGGCCGGGGCCGACGUCAACACCAUUUGGCCGUACGACAACGACGACUGCAGCAGCUGGGCGACCGAACACGUCGACGAGGUCCGCUGGACAACGCCCAUGUGCCUCGCCGCCGGCGCGGGCGACGCAGGCCUGGCGCGGCUGCUCCUGAACGCCGGCGCCGACAUCAACCUGGCUGCGUGCUGUGGCCUCCCGCCCAUCAUCAUCGCCAUCAUGGCGCAAGAGGCCGACAUGGUUGACUUCCUCCUCGAAAAUAACGUCAACCUCGGCGUUGCGGGGCCGGACUUUGCUGGGCCGCUCGCCAUGGCCGUGCGGUCCGGCGGGUACGACGGCGACGGCUGCCACGACAGCCGCAUCUUCGACGCGGUGCUGAAAGCCACGGACGACGUCGACGAGAGCAGCCACGGCAGGACCACGGCCGUGUUCGAGGCGGUGAUGAUGGCCAACAGCCUCGCUCUGCGCGCGCUCCUCGACACCGGCAGGGCCGACCCUAACAAGACCCCGUUGGACAGCGACGGCGAGACGCCCCUCAUGUUUGCGUGCUCCAACGGCUUGACUUACAUCGCGAUGCUGCUGUGCGAGCACUCGACGGCCAGUGUCAACUGCGCUGGCAAGACCGGGCAGUCUCCGUUUGCGUGCGCCAUGGAAAAUGGACACUGGGAUGUGGUCCUGUACCUGCUCAAGCUGGGCCGCGUGCGGCUGCACGACUGGGACCGCUGGUUCACGUACAUAUGCGAGGCGGGUGACGAUGGCAGCGACGACGACGAGAAUGUUGGUGGUGAGGAUGCGGCGGCAACCAGGGAAGCCGUGGCGCGGGAGAUGAUCCAUAGGGUCGAUAUGACGAAGGAGCGGGCCAUGGUCUGGACGUGCAUUGCAGAGGACUGCGGCCUGCCCGAGUUGAAGAGCAGCAUCCAAGCAAAAUUGGAGGAGUGGGAGCCUGUCGCUUAA